AUGUCCCUUGUUGCAGGUAAACGAGCACAACCGCUCAGUGACAGCAUUUUCCUCUGGCCAUGGGCUGUCUACAAGGCAGAUUACCACAAAAUAAAGGAUGUCAAUGGCCUUGAUGCGUACUUCUUUGUGCGCUUCCUCCGCAUGAUGCUUCGCGUCCUUAUUCCUAUUUGGCUCAUCUCCUGGGUCAUUCUGCUUCCUGUUGAUUCGGUUGGUACCACGUCCGGGACGAGCGACAGCCUUACCCAGUUCCAGUUUGGCAACAUUGGUCCUGGACAACAGGAUCGUCACUGGGCCCAUCUUGUUCUCGUGUGGGCAUUCACCAUAUGGAUAUGGUGGAAUAUCCGACACGAGAUGUCGCAUUUCGUGACGACUCGUCAGCGAUGGCUUAUUGACCCCGAAAAUGCAACUGCGCAGGCCAAUACGAUGCUAGUCACUGGUGUGCCCCAGCGGUAUCUGACAGAAGCAGCAAUCAAGGAUGUGUUCUCUUACCUUCCUGGCGGAGUUGCAAAAGUCUGGUUGAACAGAGAUCUGAAGGAUAUGCCCGAUUUAUACGAGCGACGGCUCGAGGCGUGCAAGAUCCUUGAAUCAGCGGAGACAUCCCUGCUUAAUACUGCUAUCAAGCUGCACAAUAAACGAAUCAAGAAAGAAGCCAAGGCAGCGAAGAAGUCUGGCAAGAUCGUAGCCACGGCCGACGAGCAACGUCUGACUGACGGAAGCAUCAUAGACACGGAACGGGGUGAUGCUCUCAGUCUUGCAGAGCGUCUCGUACCGCAGAAGAAACGCCCAACUCGCCGACUGCCGCUGCUGUCUUUCUUGCCGUCACUUCCGCUGAUUGGAACACAGGUGGACUCAAUUGAAUGGGCGCGUGAGGAGAUUGCCGUCACUGGUGCAGCGCUGCGGAGCGGCCGGCGGACUCUCGCCCGGGAGGUCGAGCGGAUGUCGACGAGUCGCGAUUCGCGGGACAGCGAAACAGGUAGCGCGGAUGGACACGGUCACGUCAGCGACCAUGGGCACGCAGGAGAAGAUGCAGAGGCGGUGAAACCAAACCCUGAGACGUCGUUGACGUAUCCGCCACUCAAUUCGGCGUUUGUUCUGUUCAACGAGCAGAUUGCGGCGCAUAUGGCUGCCCAAGCGCUUACACACCACUCGCCAUAUCGGAUGGCUCACAAGUAUUUGCACGUAGCACCAGCUGAUAUCAUUUGGGGGAACCUGAACAUGAAUCCAUAUGAGAUGAAAAUUCGUACGGCCAUCAGCUGGUGUCUGACCGUUGGAUUGAUCAUUGUAUGGGCAUUUCCUGUGGCGUUCAUUGGUGCGGUCAGCAACAUUCACUCACUGUGCAGCACGUACGGUUGGCUCGCGUGGGUCUGCGGCCUUCCACCCGUGAUUGUCGGCAUUAUAUCUGGUAUUCUUCCUCCCGCGCUCUUGGCAAUCCUCAUGAUGCUCCUCCCGAUCGUGCUGCGUUUGAUGGCACGCUUCGAGGGCAUGCCGACACGGUCGUCUGUUGAAUUGAGUUUGAUGACGCGAUACUUUUUGUUUCAAGUGAUCCACUCGUUCUUGAUUGUGACGCUGAGUUCCGGUAUAAUUGCAGCGCUACCACAGUUGGUUGAGGAUACCAACUCGAUUCCUUCGAUGCUUGCUUCGAAUUUACCCAAGGCGUCGACGUUCUUCCUGACGUAUAUCAUCUUGCAAGGCCUUUCUGGGUCGGCUUCCGGCUUCCUUGAUAUUAUUUCUCUAGCCAUCUACUAUGUCAAAUUGUACCUGAUGGGCAGUACACCGCGCUCAAUCUACAACAUCAAAUAUUCGCUGAAUUCGGUUCAAUGGGGCACAGCGUUCCCGUCUGUAACGCUCCUGGUCGUUAUCACCGUCGCAUACAGUAUAAUUUCUCCUAUUAUUAACGGCCUUGCUGUCGCUACAUUCUUCUUGCUUUACCAGCUGUGGAAGUAUCGCUUCCUCUGGCAACUUGGACAGCCGAGGGCGGACGAGACGGGUGGUAUGUUCUUCCCGAAGGCCAUUCAACACGUCUUUGUUGGGUUGUAUCUCCAGCUGGUCUGUCUCGCUGCGUUGUUUUUCCUGGCUCAGAAUGGUUCGAAAAAGCCGAGCGCCGUUCCGGAAGGUGCUUUGACGAUAGUACUAAUUGCUUUUACCGCCUUCUUCCAUAUCAUCAUCAACAACUCGUACGGGCCACUGAUCGACUACCUGCCGCUCACGCUUGCGGGUCAGGAUUUGGAACUGAAGGAUUCGAACCGCGCCGUAACAGAACAGGUACUUCGUGAGAACGCAUCUGCAACGAGCUUGGACGCCGAGCAGCAGGAGAAACGGCAGGGCGAGGGGCAACAAGUACGUUCACGUAGAGAAUCCAGCCAUCCUGGGAAAGCCCGUGUCGACACAAAAGAAUACGCUACGCGUGAGUCAGACGAGAUCGCUGAUGCGACCGGGGACGUGGAUGUGGAACAAGGUGUAAUUCAGGCCGCGUCGGAGGAUGAUCUAUUGGGCGUUGACGAAGAGGAUGGCCCGAAAGACUUCUAUCAUCCCGCGACAGUCGAACCUCAGAUGACGAUAUGGAUACCGAAGGACCCGCUUGGCCUCGGAGAAGCGGAGGAGAACGUCAAUCGCGAAAAAGGGAUUGCGGCGUCGACAGAGAACGCUCGCAUGGACGGGAAAGGCCACGUUGAUGUCUUGGGUGCACCGCCCGAGGAUGGAUCGCGGUGA
Molecule: messenger RNA, 2709 nt
Organism: Fibroporia radiculosa
Lineage: Eukaryota; Fungi; Basidiomycota; Agaricomycetes; Polyporales; Fibroporiaceae
Exons: 9
Coding region: 1-2709 (902 amino acids)
Cellular component (GO): plasma membrane
Molecular function (GO): calcium-activated cation channel activity
Source: RefSeq, a predicted model, not a curated record